AUGAAGGCAUCGUUCAAGACUUUGGAGCGUGAGAAUCGAUUCAAGAACCCGCCUACGGAUAAAUCGGCUUUCCCUUUGUUGGAACAGGCUGUAGCUCCACAUAUCGGGUCGUUCAAUGCUCUUACUGAUGGGCUCAAUGGUGGAUUGUUGAACUUAGCAGUUAAGGAUAUCGGAGCCAAAACCAUAUUUGAUAGCAACGAUCCUUCAAGAUUAGGAAACAAAUUGAAGAUACGAGUAGAUGCAGUUCAGUUGGCUAAGCCGUCUGUGGCUGUUGGAGAUAAAUUGUCCGUUAACAGGAAGACACUACCAUCUGAAUGCAGAGAGAGAAUGAUCACAUAUAAAUCCAGAUUCAUGCUGAAAGUAUGCUGGUCCGUCAACGAUGGCCCAGAAGAAACAGAAAUCAGAGAGGCUGGUCAAAUUCCUGUCAUGCUAAAGUCAAACAGAUGUCAUCUUGAGAAAAUGUCACCCAAUGAACUGGUGAAGAACAAAGAGGAAAGUGACGAGCUUGGAGGGUAUUUCAUUGUCAACGGUAUUGAAAAACUAGUCAGAAUGUUGAUUGUUCAAAGAAGAAACCAUCCAAUGGCUCUUAUUAGACCUAGUUUUGGAAACAGAGGCGAUUCUUAUACCCAAUUUGGUAUUCAAAUAAGAGCUGUCAGACCAGACCAGACUUCACAGACAAAUGUUCUUCAUUACUUGAAAGACGGUAACGUUACCUUCAGGUUCAGUUGGAGAAAGAAUGAGUAUUUGGUCCCCGUCCCUAUGAUUUUGAAGGCCCUAGUGGAGACCAAUGACCGUGAAAUUUUUGACGGUAUAGUGGGCUCUGAAACUUCCAAUUCGUUCUUGACUGAUCGUUUGGAAUUACUGUUGAGAAAUUAUAAGCAUUACAAGUUAGUUUCGAAACAGGAAACUUUGGCCUAUCUUGGAGACAAGUUCAGAGUCGUCUUUAACGCAACACCUGAUGUAUCCGAUGUCGAUGUGGGUAAGGAAGUACUGAGAAGAAUCGUCCUUGUCCAUCUACCCGACAACAGAGAUAAAUUCAGAUUGUUACUAUUCAUGAUUAGAAAACUUUAUGCAUUAGUUUCUGGAGAUUGCUGCCCCGAUAAUCCAGAUGCUACCCAACAUCAAGAAGUCUUAUUGGGAGGAUUCCUUUAUGGUAUGAUUAUUAAAGAAAAAAUUGAAGAAUACCUGGCCAGUAUUCGAUUACAAAUCCAAACAGACAUUAAUAGAGGCUAUCCAGUGAAUUUUGACGAACCGAAGUAUAUGUCUCGUGUUUUUCAAAGAAUCAAUGAGAAUAUUGGUAAGAAACUACAGUAUUUCUUGUCUACUGGUAACCUGGUUUCCCAAACGGGAUUGGAUUUGCAGCAAGUUUCGGGUUAUACAGUUGUCGCAGAGAAAAUCAACUUCUAUAGAUUUAUCUCUCAUUUCCGAAUGGUUCAUAGAGGUUCAUUCUUUGCCGAAUUGAAGACAACCACAGUUAGAAAAUUACUUCCAGAAUCUUGGGGAUUUUUGUGUCCUGUGCACACACCAGAUGGUUCUCCAUGUGGUUUAUUGAACCACUUGGCUCACAAGUGUAAAAUAUCCACCGAAGAAUCGGAUGUUUCGAAGGUGCCUAAAGUUCUAUCAAAACUGGGCGUAUCUGCCAAUCAUGUUUUUGCCGCUGGACCUCAAAUGUGUUGCGUUCAGUUAGAUGGUAAGAUCGUGGGAUGGUGUACACAUGAACAGGCUAAGAUCGUUGCUGACACUUUGAGAUUUUGGAAAGUGGAAGGUGGUCAUGGCAUUCCUCUUGAUUUGGAAGUUGGUCAUGUUCCACCUUCUUCUAGAGGUCAAUAUCCUGGACUAUAUCUCUUUGGAGGUCGUGCUAGGAUGACUAGACCAGUCAGGUACCUACCUUUGGAUAAAGAGGAUAUUAUUGGCCCUUUCGAACAAGCAUACAUUAACAUCGCUGUUACUCCGGAAGAGAUUGAAUCCAAUGUUCAUAGUCAUGUCGAGUUUUCUCCAACCAACAUUUUGUCAAUUCUUGCGAAUUUAACGCCAUUUUCUGACUUCAACCAAUCUCCAAGAAAUAUGUAUCAGUGUCAGAUGGGUAAGCAAACCAUGGGUACACCUGGUGUUGCUUUGGUUCAUCGAAGUGAUAAUAAGCUUUAUCGUCUACAAACAGGACAAACUCCUAUAGUAAAGGCUAAUCUUUACGAUGACUAUGGAAUGGACAAUUUCCCCAAUGGAACAAACGCGGUCGUUGCUGUCAUUUCAUACACUGGUUACGAUAUGGACGAUGCGAUGAUCAUCAAUAAAUCGUCAGAUGAACGUGGCUUUGGUUACGGUACCAUGUAUAAAGUUGAAGUGAUUGAUUUAGCUGACAGCAGAAGGAAAGGUGAUCCAAUUACUCAACACUUUGGUUUUGGUACUGACGAGUGGCCUGAAUCCUGGAAACAGAAUCUCGAUGAAGACGGAUUACCAGCUAUUGGGACUCUAGUUAAUGAGGGAGAUCCCAUAGUGGCAUACUAUGAUGACACCCUUGGUAAGACCAAGGUGAAGACUUAUCAUAGUUCAGAGCCUGCAUACAUUGAAGAGGUUAAACUGAUAAGCGAUGAUUUGGGAGACUCGGAAUUGCAAAUGGUCACCAUUAAGUACAGAAUUACUAGACAACCUCAAAUCGGUGAUAAAUUCUCCUCUAGACACGGACAGAAGGGUGUCUGUUCCCGGAAAUGGCCUCAGAUAGAUAUGCCAUUUACUGAAACUGGAAUACAACCUGAUGUCAUAAUCAAUCCGCACGCUUUCCCAUCUCGUAUGACCAUUGGUAUGUUUGUGGAAUCUCUGGCUGGAAAAGCUGGAGCAUUACAUGGAAUUGCUCAGGACUCUACUCCAUGGAAGUUCAAUGAAGAUGAUACGCCGGCUGAUUUCUUCGGUGAGCAGCUAAUUAGUGCCGGUUACAAUUACCACGGUAAUGAGCCAAUGUAUUCUGGUGUCACCGGUGAAGAAUUGAGGGCCGAUAUUUACAUUGGAGUGGUCUACUACCAACGGUUGAGACAUAUGGUUAACGAUAAAUUCCAGGUCAGAUCUACGGGACCUGUCAACAGCUUGACAAUGCAACCAGUCAAGGGACGUAAGAGAAACGGAGGUAUUCGUAUUGGAGAGAUGGAACGUGAUGCUCUUAUUGGGCACGGUACUGCGUUCUUAUUACAAGACCGUCUGUUGAACUGUUCUGACUACACUCAAACAUCUAUAUGUAAAGGCUGUGGAUCGUUAUUAAACACACAAACAUCCGUUCCUCGUAUAGGCACGAAAGCCAUGAUCCACUGCCGUCGUUGUUCCACGAAGAUCAAUGACGUUACUGCCGGAACGACCGAUGAUAUGGAUCUCUGGGAAGAUGGACAGGGAAACCGAUACACUGGAGGCAACGAUACAACCACUGUUGCCAUUCCAUUUGUGCUUAAAUAUUUAGACUCAGAGCUGUCUGCGAUGGGUAUUCGUAUGAGAUACAAUGUGGAACCCAGUUAG
This is a messenger RNA of Komagataella phaffii GS115, 3498 nucleotides long. RefSeq names its product RNA polymerase I subunit A135. Gene Ontology annotation, molecular function: ribonucleoside binding; DNA binding; DNA-directed RNA polymerase activity. The coding region runs from base 1 to 3498 and encodes 1165 amino acids. Gene Ontology annotation, biological process: DNA-templated transcription. The record is from RefSeq and is a predicted model, not a curated record. Gene Ontology annotation, cellular component: nucleus; RNA polymerase I complex. The transcript has a single exon. NCBI's taxonomy places the organism in Eukaryota, Fungi, Ascomycota, Pichiomycetes, Pichiales, Pichiaceae.